UUCCUCCUCAUCACGCUCGGGAGAAUUCACCAGACGCGCGAGAACCUCCGAUCGAAGCAAUAAUCGAGCCGAGUUAGGAUCCAUAACCCAUCAUCCAUGGAGACCGCCACCGCCACCCAGGGCCAAGGCCUCACCCGCCGCGCCGUCGGGGACGCGGACGCCACGCCGGCGCGGAUGCCCGGUUCCGGCGCUCGCGCAACCAGCCGGGACCCGAAGAGGAAGCUGGGCCGCGCCAAGCGGGGCCUCAGGUCGCUCGCGGCCGCCGUGACGGUCUCGGCCGCGCUCACCGCGGCCGCCUUCUACGCCUCCGGCGCCGGCUCGUCGUCGGGGACGACCAAGGCGCCGUCGGCCGCAAUGGUGGCCAUCGCGCGGGCAGGGUCGGUGGCGGCGGAGGCCGUGAUGGCGCUGGCGGCGUGGAUGGUGUGGGCGGAGGGCGGGCUCCACGGGCGGCCCGGCGCGACGCUGGCGCCGUUCGCGGCGCAGCUCCUGGCGGCCGCGGCAUGGCCGGCGCUGGCGCUCAGGCUCGGGGCCGGGUGGGCCGGGAUGGCGUGCUGCGCCGCCAUGGCCGCCGGCGCCGCUGCGUGCGUCCGCGGGUUCGGCGGCGUGAACCCCGUCGCCGGCGACCUCGCCAAGCCGUGCGUCGCCUGGGCCGUGCUCCUCGCCGUGAUGAACUACAAGAUGCUGUAGAGGGAGGAAAGACAGACAGAGGCUUCGCGAGUUGUCGUGUGGUGACACGUUGGGUGGCGAGUUUGUGUAUGUACACAGUGCACGCGUGCGUAGUUUCUUGUAUCUCGUCGCGAAAUACUGCUAUCUUUUUGUGUACUGUUGUUUAAUACAGUAUCUACAAUUAAUGUACUAUGUACACGUAAAUGUGAUCGUGUUUAUGUUUGUUUUUUGAAA
Molecule: messenger RNA, 900 nt
Organism: Aegilops tauschii subsp. strangulata
Lineage: Eukaryota; Viridiplantae; Streptophyta; Magnoliopsida; Poales; Poaceae
Product: translocator protein homolog
Cellular component (GO): membrane
Source: RefSeq, a predicted model, not a curated record